This is a messenger RNA of Nannospalax galili (Upper Galilee mountains blind mole rat), 9384 nucleotides long. It is a transcript of the gene Pkd1l1, whose product is annotated as polycystin 1 like 1, transient receptor potential channel interacting. The record is from RefSeq and is a predicted model, not a curated record. Gene Ontology annotation, molecular function: calcium channel activity; protein binding. The transcript has 52 exons. Gene Ontology annotation, cellular component: membrane. NCBI's taxonomy places the organism in Eukaryota, Metazoa, Chordata, Mammalia, Rodentia, Spalacidae. The coding region runs from base 1 to 7587 and encodes 2528 amino acids. Gene Ontology annotation, biological process: detection of mechanical stimulus.
AUGACUGAGGUGAUGGCCAAGGACAUUACUGAAGCCCAGGAAAGGCUCCAGCCCCCACCCAACCCCCGGGUCUCUGUAUCAUCCUUCCCGUACCAUGGAGAGCAAGAGUCAGUAGUCAGUCCAUCUGCCUGGCUGCUGUUUCCCUACGGAGAGAACAUUUUGAAAACAAGUGGGAAAGCAGCAUUAAGUGCUAGUCCCAGAAAAACGCAAGCUCCUCCAGACUGGGAUGACAGUGCUGACAGUUCCUCAGACCCUCCUCCGGGCAUUUCUUGCACCUGCAGCCUCCCCACACCCAGGGACAACCCGGAAAGUCGCUGUCCCCUCACACAGCAUCCUCCUGAGGCUAUUCCAGUAACACGUCUUGAUAACGCUGGGCACCUUGCCACCUGCCGCUUCCAAGAAACAAACCCACAGGCACCUCCAACUCUGGGAUUCCAGCUUCGAAUGGCUUCCAGAACAGCUCUUUGUCUGCUGAUGGACUUUGGGGACAGUUCUGUGACUGAAAUGAGGUUGUACAAGAUAACAGAUGUGACCACAGUGACUGCCUACCACCAGUACGAGAAAGAAGGAUUCUACAAGCUCAGGGCUGUUGUUCAUGACUUUCAUGGAACUGAUAUAGAGCUGGGGCCUUAUUAUGUGGAAACUGGUCAUGAGAAUGUGUCUGUGUUCAUGAAUUCCAGUACUGUCCAUGAGGGUGAAGCUCUUUUCUUUGCUGACUUCCUCUCAAAGCAGAAAGGCACUGUUGUGAUGCAUUCUUUUUCAUCCAUCUCUUCAUAUAAUGUGUCUUUUAUUUCUCAGACCCAAGUGGGCAGCAGCCAGGCUUGGCUUGGUGUGACUGUUAGCUAUAAGAUGCAGUCUGUGUCCGUGUACACCGAUGGAACCAUAUUUGCAGCAGACACAGACAUCACAUUUGUGGCUGUUACCAAGGAAACUACACCCUUGGAGUUUUCAUGGUAUUUCGGAGAUGACCAACCAGUGAGGACAACUUCCAGAACCAUUAGGAGAAGGCUGAGCAUCCCGCAGUGGUACCACAUCAUGGUCAAGGCCUCCAGCAGGAUCGGUAAUGUGGUCUCUGAGCCCCACCUCAUCAGAGUGCAGAAGAAAAUCAUAGCCAAUCGGCUCAUGUCCACUGCCUCAGCUCUAGUAAAUGCCAGUGUGUCCUUUGAGUGCAGGCUCAACUUUGGCACAGAUGUUGCUUACCUUUGGAACUUUGGGGAUGGCGCUGUCAGCCUGGGGAGCAGCUCCAUUAGCCACAUCUAUAGCAGGGAGGGAGAAUUUACCGUGGAGGUCCUCGCCUUCAAUAACAUCAGCUCUGCUGCCCUAAGAAAGCAGCUUUUCAUCGUUGGUGAACCCUGCCAGCCACCCCCAGUGAAGAACAUGGGGCCUUUGAAGGUGCAGGUUCAGAUCAAAGGUAGUGUGGUAUAUAGCAACUACUGUGUUGCUGUGGAGGUGCGACCCAGGGCACCUGUCAGUGUGAUCUCCGAGGGCACACACAUCUUCAUCCCCAGGGCCACCUCGAUGCCCAUCAUCCUCAGAGGAUCCCAGUCCUAUGAUCCUGACAACCCUGGAGCUGCUCUCAGGUAUUACUGGACUUGCACUGCCAGCAGCUUGCCAGGGUGGCCCUGCUUUGAUGAUUCCACUCCACACCAAGUGGACACCAGGGCUCCUGCAAUUUCCUUCCCUGCAAAAUGUCUCAGUGAAUGCUGUGACCAGUUCAUUGUGACACUGACAGUCUCCAGCAAUGGCCAAAACUCUUCUCAAGCCCAGGUGUUCCUGUCCACCCGUCCUGACCCUGCCUUCAGAUUUGUUCACAUCUCCUGGGUCAACUUUAAAGACAUCGGCAUCAACUGGAAUGAAGAACUUUCUCUCCAAGCCUUGUGUGAAGACUGUGGAGAUGCACGGGAUCUCUCUUAUUCCUGGGAUCUCUUCCUAGUCAAUGCCACAGAAAAGAGUGGGAUGCAAGUCCCUUUCUGUAGCACCGUGGGGUUACUGGGAACCUCAGCACUUGGGGCCAUUCUGAAGUUCUCAGAGCCAAACCUGCAGGAGGAUCCCAGUGGGUCACUGGCACCGCACUCACUGGAGCCUUUGCGCAUGACUCUGGACUGGCCUGCCCCUUCCAUCCUGGGACGCACCUCCACAGACUCCACAGCAGCCAGCCACGAAACUCCUGCUCCUGGUCUUAUGGCAGGCCCAGACGAGCCUUCUGGGGAUGGUUCACUGAGCCCAGAGCCAGGGUCCCUGGGUGAGGAAGUGCUAACAGUGAACACCCCUGAAGGAAGCUGGCCUUUUCCCAGCUCUUCCCCUGCCUUUGAUGAGUUUGAAGCCUAUUACAGUGACAUCCAGGAGGCAUUGCCAUCCCGAGGAAGACAGCCAGGGAACAGUACCAACCUCCUGGGAUCAGGACCAAGCAUGAAUGCUGAGGCGAGACCCAGCGAUGGGGACAAUCUGUUGGACCCCUUCCUCCACACAGGCAGAGCAGAGCCAGCUCUCAUGAUUGACUGGCCCAAGACCCUGGUCAGUUCAGCUGUCUUUUAUGGCUAUACCUCAUCAGGUAUCAUGGGACCAGUUGUGACAAUAAAGCCGUACUCACUGAGCAGUGGUGAGACAUACGUUCUACAAGCUUCUGUAGCUUCAAAGCAUGGUUUACUAGGCAAAGCUCAGCUCUACUUAAUGGUCAACAAAGCUCCACAGGACAUGGCCUGUCAGGUGCAGCCCCACCAUGGUUUGGAGGCACACACCAUCUUCAGUGUCUUCUGCAUGUCUGGGAAACCGGACUUUCAUUAUGAAUUUCGUUACUGGAUAGGAAAUGCUUCCUCACAUAGCCUGUAUCGUGGACAAGAUACCCACUAUUACUUUUCAUUGCCAGCUGGUGAGACCUCAGACAAUUACAAAGUCAUCAUUUCUACUGAGAUCACAGAUGGCCAAGGCUCUAAGGUGCAGCCAUGCACUGCAGUAGUGACUGUGCUACCCCGUUACCAUGGAAACGACUGCCCUGAUGAGGACCUGUAUCAUUCCAGCUUGAGAAACCUGUCUACUCUCCAGCUGAUGGGAAGUUACAUGGAAAUCAGGAACUACAUAACCAUGGUCACUGGAAUUCUGAAUCGUUUGGCCAAGGAGAGCAGAAACACCUCAUGUGGCCUAUGGUCACAAAUACAGGAUGCAUUGAUUUCGUCAGCAUGCCAAUUACCUUUUACAGAUCAGGAGGCAAUGAUGGAUUCUAUUUGGCUAUUGAGAGACCUCAUAAGCAUCCAAAAUAAGUUGAGCUUUAUGAGUGCGAUGUGCAUCUUCAAGUACAUCCGGCUGUUCCUUGCUCAAGGCCAGCUCUCUGGAAGGUUUGUGGUCAACAGAAACCUCAGUCUUGAACUUGUCCUUCUCAUCUCUGGAGUCUGGGAAGCCGCCAAACAAGGGAAAAUGAGAAAUGAGGACUAUCUACAAGAAGAAGCAAUGAAGCUCAUCUCAGAGGCAUUACUAGCCUGUCUCCCUUUGAACCCCAAGCAUCGGUUUCACAUGAGCACUGAGCAGAUGGAGUCCUGGACUCUUAUCCAUCGUACCCUUCAGAGUUCAGUCCAGAACCUGGGCUGUGUCCGGGUGCAUUUACCUGGUGACCUGGCCUGGCACAGUUCUGCUCAAGAAGAAACACAGGGCCAGUGCUACAUCAGCCAACUCAUGUUCUUCACGGAGAACCCUUACCCGGGGGGCCGAUCCCCAGGGCAGGUGGGUGGUGUCCUCAGCCUCAUGCUCUACAGCUGUUCCAGCAGAAAGCCUAUCCGAAGAGGACGACUGGAGACACCUGUGACCGUGGAGUUUGGGGAGGAAGACCACCCCGUAAGGAGAACUAGAAAUACAACCAUGUUUACCUUGCUUCGGGAUGAGGUGAAUCUCCACCGGUUCGUUGGGCUUUCUGAAAACCCCCAGGAAUCUCUACAGAUAUGCAUUGAAUUCUCCGAGCCUGUCACAAGAGCCUUUCCCAUCAUGCUGCUAGUAAGGUUCUCUGAGAAGCCUACACCCUCCGAUUUUCUUGUGAAAGAGAUCUACUUCUGGGAUAAGCAGACGGUACAAAUUUACAUACCGGCUAUUCCAAGGAAAGGAUCUAAUGUGGGAUAUUUAUCCCUGUUAGAUGCUGAUUAUGACAGGAGGCCUCCAAACAAAUAUUUUGCUAGGACAGUGAACUAUACAGUACAUUUCCAGUGGAUCCAAUGUGUAUUUUGGGACAAGACUGAAUGGAGAUCCGAAGGUUUCUCCCCUCAGCCAGGAACUUCUGGAAAAAUCAACUGCAGCUACCAUCGCCUCACACCUUUCUCUGUCCUGCAAAGAAAGCUGAAUUCCAGUUUCGAAGUGAACAGCAUUUCCAAGUUUCAGAGCCACCCACAAAACUUGCUUCCUAGUAUUUUGACUGUGGUUUUCAUGGUUCUUUAUGGAUGUUUGGUUAUCAAAAGCAGAUGUGUAAAUCGUCAUGAGAGAAAGAAAACUGGCUGUAUUUUUCUGAAAGAAGACAGCCCACCUGGCCACCAACUGUAUGCAAUAGUUAUUGACACUGGCUUCCGGUCACCAGCCCAGUUUACCUCCAAGGUUUUCAUUGUACUGUGUGGUGAAAACGGACUCUCAGAAACCAAGGAGCUCUACUGUCCAGAGAGGUCCCUAUUUGAAAGGAAUUCCAGGCACACCUUUGUCCUGAGUGCUCGUAACCAUCUGGGUCCACUCAGGAAAAUCCACCUCUGGCAUGACAGCAGUGGCCCUUCUCCAAGCUGGUUCAUCAGCCAUGUGAUUGUAAAGGAGCUGCGCUCAGGACAAGCCUGGUUCUUCCCUGCCCAGUGCUGGCUGGCUGUGAGCCAACAUGAUGGCUGUGUGCAACGGGAGCUCACACGUCUGUGCCAUGGUCUGGGCUUCUGGAAGCUUUUCUACUCAAAGUUCAUGGAGUACCUGGAGGAUUUCCACGUUUGGCUCUCACCAUACAGCCAGCCCACCUCCAGCAGCUAUCCGCACACGCAGCGACUUGCUGUGUCCUUCUGCUUGCUGUGCGUCUAUGCAUGCCUCACUGCCCUGGUCACUGUGGAAGGCCAUGAACAGCACCCCUUAGAUGUGGGCCCCACCAACAUCACUCUCCGAUCCUUCAGUCUGGGUCUCCUCUGCACCCUCCUGGCCUCUCCAGGUGCACAGCUCUUGUCGCUGCUUUUCAGACAGAGUAAGGAAGCCUUAGGACAUCCAUGGGCUGAUUCACAGGGGCGUCUAAGAGAAGCAAAGACAGAAGCACCUCAGGGUCCCGAUUCCAGUGGUAGUGCAGGUUCAAGGGAACCGUUGGAGAAUCCUGCAUCACACAUUCUCUCUGAAAGUGACCAGGCUUGGAGGACGGCAGCCAGUGGCAAUGAUGUUGCCUACCCAUCCCUUCAGUUGGAGGCCUGUGGGGAUGAGGAGCUUACUCUGAGAGAGAAGAUUCACCACUCUCCUCCCACUUUACAAGCCCCCAGUAGUGAUUCUGAAGGAUUUUGGCCUCAGCAGUCAAGGGCCUAUCAGCCUUGGACAAGCUCUGUAGCCUGGAUCAUCUGCUGGUCAGUUUCCCUGGCCUGUGCUUCCGGGACAGGUUUCCUAGGCUACAGGUUUGUGCCAACACAGUGUAUGUGGUGGCUGCACCUUCUAGCCCUUUCCAUAAUCUGCUGUGUGUUUGUCACCCAGCCACUCAUGAUCUGUGUUGUAGCACUGGCUUUUGCUUGGAAAAGAAAAGAUGACAGCCAAUUUUUUACUGAGUCUUUAUGUGAUGCAACCAAGGAUCUGAACUUGGAAUUGGAAUAUUCGAGAAUCCACGAUUCCUCUUCUUCCAGCUACUGUGCUCCUACCAGUGCUGGAGAGGCUGAAAAGAUCUUGGCUGCCCGACAACGAGAACGCCACCUGCGCUGGGCUCAGCCACCAUCCACGGCCCAGCUCAGAGUGACCAGGGAGAGACUGAGGAGAGAGAGCCACAUGCAGGCAGCCCUGAGAGACGUUUGCAUGCACAGCCUCCUGCUGCUGCAGCUUUUGCUUCUAAUAUAUGGGAGAUUCUGCCCAGGUGAACGCUCUCUCAAUCAAGCUAUCAGGAAGGAAUUUACAAGAAACGCCAGACGCUCCUUGGAGGACCUGAGCAGCACAGAUGACUGGUGGGACUGGACUCUGAGCACAAUGCUGGAUGGGCUGUACCCUGGAGGAUCCUCUGCUGGAGCAUGGGGUGCUCAGCCUGAUGCUCUUGGAGGGCAGUGCCACCUAAUAGGCACUUCAGUAAUUAAGCAGCUGAAAGUUUCUUCUAGCCCUGGAUGCAAGCCUCACAGACCCUUCUCAGCAUUCAUGGAAGAUUCUCUUCAUAUUCCAAAUCCUGAGCUUGACUUUGAGAACCGAAAUAUGACUCCUGGUGGUCCUGAGGCCUGCAGGAUGAGGAGGGAGAGCUACAUGCACAGCCUGGGGAAAACAAGGCUUGAAGCCCAUGCAGCCCUGACCGCCCUCAGGACCAGCAGGUGGAUCAGCUGCAGCACCAGGGCCAUGUCUGUGCACUUCACCCUCUACAAUCCUUCAACCCAACUCUUCACGAGUGUAAGCCUGGGUGCAGAGGUCCUCCCCACAGGAGGUCUCGUCCCUUGGUCCUUGGUGGAGUCAUUCAGCAUUUUCCGAAGUGACUCAGUCUGCCAAUAUCACCUUGUGUUUUCUGAGCUGAUGUUCCUGGUACUCAACAUGACCCGCCUCUGUUUCCAGCUCUGGGAGAUGGCUACCAAGGGUGUCCUCAGCUAUUGGAGAAAACCAAGACACUGGCUGGAGCUCUCUGUGUCUGGAGUAGCCCUGGUCUACUGCGCAGCCUCUGGUCACCUCACUACCCUGGCUGGGGAUGUCACUGACCAGUUCCGCAAAGGACUUUGUCCGAUGUUUGUGGAUUUCAGCCUGAUGGCAUUGUGGAAUCAGAGGGUGCGAUGGCUCCAGGGAAUCCUCUUGUUCCUCUGGAUGUGGAAAUGCAUUCUCCUCCCUGGCUUUCUAAACACCACGGUGUCCUCUCCAGUGAUACGUCCCUCUCUCUCCAGACUCUUUGCACUGGCGGCGCUGGUUGGGGUCUUGCUGUUGGCCACCCACUGCCGCCUGUGCCGGUUUCUGCUCUUCACCUGGAUGCCGUCAUCCUGGACCUCUGCAGAUGUAAUUCCUGGUCCUCUGUUUGGUUUUCUGGGAAGAAGCCAAAAGGACUCAUGGCAGGAUCUUUGGGAGUCCGAUCAACCAGACAUGGCUCAUUACCUUGGAGCCCUCUUCCUGUUGGCAGCCACACUGUGUUUCGGAAUGCUUCGAGCCUCUGUCAUGACUUUUUUCCGAAAAAGAAAGUCUGUUUACAGAAAAUCUCUUGUGACACUUAAAGAUGUUGCUGUCUACCUGUGGCGAAAGGUCCUUACUUUUCUGCGGCUGGAAACACCAGGGGUGGAAGAAACUGAGGUGGCUACAGAUCACAACUACUACCUGGAUGAAUUUUCAACUCUAUUAGAUGAACUUCUGAUGAAGAUUGAUGAUUUGUCUGACAGCCUAGAGUUUUCUAUUCUAGAAGAACAAUUGAGGAGGAGAAUGGAGACAGGGAAGAAUGCAGACAUUUAGUUGGCAUUCAGGGUACCAAGCUAUCAGGGCACCGAAGAUGAGCAUCAUUGACUUGAAAGUGAGCCGUGUCCAUCAGGAAGACCUCGGAUGCCCAACCUCAGAAAAUAAGAAUCUCAGAACAAUGAAUAAAAAUCUGAGCAACUUUUAUACUCAUUUAGAUCUAGAUUAAGAUGGGGUUCCUCCCAUGAGAUGGCUGGGGGCCAUUGAUGAUGCAGUCAUGGACUUAAACUGAGAGACAGGUGAAGACUACAAUCCACCGUUUCCAGGUUGUGUCUAACACAUCCCAAUUCUUGUCCUGGCUCUGCGCUUGCUGCCUGAGUUCUUUAUGAUUCAUGUACUUUCUGCUAAGUCUUCUGUUGAUCCCACAACUCAGUAAGUGGUUAGUAAAUUGAUGAUCAAGAAAAAAAAAGAGAGAUGAACAAUGUCCAUGGAUUCAAAGAGGCAAAUAAUAAACCAUAUGGCAAAGGCCUGGUAGGUGACGCUGAGGAAGGGGUUUGUGUUUUCGAGUGAUUCCUGUGCAUUUUCCUAAACUUGGAAUCAUUUCCCAAUGAAAAGCUUUUGAAAAGAAGUUCUUGUGUUACUCAGGCUCAGAGAUGGCACAGUGAUAGAGAGUCACAGAUGUGAGGAAUCGUUGGAAUAGCUCUUGGGGUUUUUCUUAAGCUUUUUUAUAUUUUUAAGUAUAUCUUGGAAUGUUUUCUUGGAUAGACAUCACAAAGAAAGCUCACUAAACUUCAUACAAAUGCUUAGAUGUGACUUACAAAUAUUGGAUAUAUCAGAAGUAGAAGUAACUUAAAACCCAGACAUAAAUGCUGGAACAGACCGCCUUCUGAGAUAAGAUUUCUCUGCUUCCAUGGAUUAUGUGCUGAGUCUGCAGAGACGCUUCACAAGGAGAAUUGCUGGUGUAUAGCUGAUUUAUUCCCUCCUGGCACACAAGCUCCACUAAAGUUGAAAUAUAAUCACCCAUUCCUCUUUCUAGAAUAGUUUUGCAACACUGGAUAUAAACCUGGACUUCUGUGUUGCUGUGAACAUGUAACUUAUUUAUUAGAGCCAAAUUUUCUCUAGUGGGGGGGUCAGAAAAGUUGAGUUUUCAGAGGUUAAAAUGUCCUAUCAACUGACUGCUUUUUGAAGCAAUUUCUGUUUCAGCUUGAACAAACUCCAACAAUUAUUGCCCCCAAACAAUAGAUAAAAUGCUGUAUUAGUUUGCUAGAUAUGCAGUAACAAAUACCGCAAACAGAAAUACAAAGUCUCACAGCCUGGAGGACUGAGGUCCAAGAGUAGGGUAUGGGCAGGCUCACACUCCCCUCAGUGGCCCUGGGGAGAGAGGCCUCUUUCCCAGCUUCUUAGAGCUUUUGAGCUGGGGACAGUACGAUUCUGAUUAUUCUAUGACAUUCUGCUCAUGUGUGGUUUUCCUGCCCAAGUUUUCUCUCUGUAUAAAGGCACAGUUGUAUUGUAUCGGAGCUCACUGUAAUGGGCACAUCUCAGUUUUGUCAACAUCCUAUUUGUGGGCACUGGCAUUAGCAUAUCAACAUUUUUAUUUUCUGGGGGGGGAAACAAAACCUAUCACAAAUAUAUUUGUUCAACUGUGGGUAUCUAAAGACAAAUGUUGCAGAUUCCCAUUAAUUCCAUUGUAAUGCGGGAUUCCACUAAUUUGACAAAAGAAACAAAAGACACGAAUGUUUUUUCCACUUUUUUCUUUUACUCUGUAGACUUUCAAUAAAAAUGACAUUUGGGGACCCGUGAGAUGGCUCAUUGGUAAAGGCACCUGCCAUAAAGCCUGGCAACCUGAGUUCAAUCCUU